GACGCAUGUGCAAGAAAUCCUUUUCAAGAGACAAAUUCCUCAGUCUGGCAAGAGUGGUCGAUACUCGAUAUUACGGUACCACAUGGUAACGGAAGUAAAAUGGCGUUAACUGUUCCUUGUGUCGCUGUGAGAGGUUCAAUUGGAAUCAGCUUAGGACAAGGCCCUCCGUCGUACGAACCAGUGAAGUCAUUUCCUAAAGAUGAUAGUAAGACAUGCAAAGCAAUGGUUUUUAGUCCAGAGGGACGUUAUUUUGCAUGGAUCAAUGGAAUGACUGCCAAGAUUUUACAUUGUUCUACGUGGAAAAUAAUUACAGAAAUCAAAAGACCUAAAAUUUCUGCAAUUCAGUUCUCCACUCGAAGCACAUAUUUUAUGACAUGGGAACCAUUCAUUGCGACAUCAUCAAAUCCUCAAGGAACACCAAAUCUUAACAUAUGGAAAUCAGAGACUGGAGAACUGGUGAAGAGUUUUAUACAGAAAAAACAAUCAGAUUGGGAACCUCAAUGGACAAGUGAUGAAAAGAUCUGUGGGAUUUUAGUUGGUGCAGAUGUCAUUCUAUAUGAGGAUGUCAAUUUUAACAAAAUUAUGUACAGAAUAAAUGUAGCCAAAGUUGCUAGGUUUAGUAUUUCACCAAGUAAUACUCCAUACUAUAUUCUCUGUUAUAUGCCGGGAAAGUCAGACCAGCCUUCAUUUGCUAGGCUAUUUCAAUAUCCAAAGUUUGAAUUCACCCAAGCUUUAGCAUACAAAAGUUUCUUCCAGGCGGAUAGAGUAAACGUUUAUUGGAAUAAUAAUGGAACAAGUGUUUUAUUAAUGACGAGCACAGAGGUUGACAAAACAGGCGCUUCGUAUUAUGGAAAACAGACUUUACAUUAUCUUAGUACAAAAGGAGAAACUUCUAUGGUCAUGCUUAGUAAUAAGGGUCCUAUACAUGCUGUUCAGUGGUCUCCGAAAAAUAAUGAAUUCUGUGUCAUAUAUGAUUUUAUGCCAGCUAAAGCUACAUUAUUUAAUCUUAAGUGUGAACCAAUAUUUGAAUUUGGUGCUUUGCAUCGAAAUAGCAUUUAUUAUAAUCCUCAAGGGAAUAUUCUAAUUUUGACUGGAUUUGGCAAUCUUCGUGGUGGUAUUGAAUUAUGGGAUGUUGCUAACAGAAAACUAAUUGCUAAAACUGAAGCUCCUGAUACGACGCUUCUUCAGUGGUCACCAGAUGGAGAACAUUUUAUGACUGCAACUACAGCACCUAGACUUCGAAUGAGCAAUGGAUUUAAGAUUUGGCAUUAUACUGGAACUUUAUUAUAUGAACGGCCAUGGAACGAACAAGAAGAACUUUGGGAAGUUUUAUGGCAAACCUUCCCACCAGAAACAUUUCCAGAAAAACCAAUUAGUUACAAAGCUGUUGAAGGCAUUGCUCCUAGUCAACCACAAGCAUCAAAACAAGUGUAUCGACCACCUUCUGCCAGAGGGGAAACUAUUUGUUUUAAAUUACGCGAUGAUGAAUUGCACAAAGCUGGAAUAAAAAAACCCCCAAAGUCUGCAACAAAAGCAAAGAAAAAAACGAAGAAAGGUACAAAGGAAUCGGAAUCUUCUCAAUCAAGUAAUCCAAGUACAAAUGGACAAGUUACUACAAGUACAGAAACUCAGAAUCUAACUACAAAUGUUCCUGAAUGUGAUAAUUUGGACAGGAGUAAGAAAAUUAAAAAAAUUAAAAGUAAACUAGAGCAGAUUUCAAAAUUAAAAGAGCUGCAAGUAGCUGGGAAACAAUUAGAAAUCAAUCAGUUGGACAAGAUCAAGAAAGAAGCUGACUUAAUGAAGGAACUUGAAGAGCUCGCUUUAUGAUGAACAUUUCAAAUUGUGGAUAUCUAUGGUUUUUGAAAAAAGUCUAAGCAUUUCUUUUAAAAAUGGAAAAUGAUCUCGGUCUCUCACGUACGAUAUUACACGUACAGAAGUUACGUUUGACUGUACAUAAAAUUUUCAUUCUCUGAAGAGAUAGUGAAAACAAAUCAAAUUUUGAAAGUGAAUGAAAUAGGUUUUCACAUUUCUCAUUGGUAUUAAAAUCUAAAAAUAUAAAUUUCUUUUUUUAGCGAUGGUAAUAAAAUUAAAAUGGUCCAUCGCUAAAUCUUUCCUUUGAUACUUGACAAUGAAAAUAUAUUUUUUUUCUUGAUAAGUUUAGUAUUCUAAGUAUUUCAAAAUAACAUUGAAGAAUGGGCAUUGAAGAUUGAACAACAGUCCAAUAACGACCAAGCUUCCUUAUCAUAUAGCCCUGUAUAACAAUGUUGCAUUAUAGAACAUUUAAGUAAUCUUUCUGGUAUUACAUUUGAUAAAUAAAUAAUUGUACAGGGUGAAUCGUAUUAUCUUGCAAUUGCUUUGAAAUGUCGACACGUAACGAUUUAUCCCGUGAUGGAAAGUGCAAGAUGAAAAAAUAAUGUAAUUAUAAAAUCGAGUGCACAUAAAAUUCGUUCCUGGACAUAGGUGCUGUCAUUUCAACUUUUAUAUUUCUAAAUUGUGUACUAUUCCAUUUCUGUUUCAUUAAUCUCUUUAUAAAAAUUGAAUGUUGAAGGUUAGAUAUAAACAUAUCAUUUCAAUCAUAUGAUUUCAUUAUUUCAAUUAAUACAGUCAUUUCGUGACUCUUGUACUAGUAUUUUUGAGAACUUUUCGUUCUUAUACAUAUUUCUCGUUUGUGUCUUGCAUUAUACGUUUAAGAUUCAGAUUUUAUAUUUUUGUUGCUGUCAAGGAUUAUAAGACUGGUCAGAUUAAAAGUACAUGGCACAGUGUAACAAAUAAAUGGAAGAAAACUGCCAAAAAAUUACCAACUAUAUUCCACGACUAAAGAAACAUUUUUAAGUAAUAAAGAAAAUUUAGCUUUUUGAA
Frieseomelitta varia is the source of this 2859-nucleotide messenger RNA. RefSeq names its product eukaryotic translation initiation factor 2A (gene eIF2A). Gene Ontology annotation, molecular function: protein binding; ribosome binding; tRNA binding. The record is from RefSeq and is a predicted model, not a curated record. Lineage: Eukaryota; Metazoa; Arthropoda; Insecta; Hymenoptera; Apidae. The coding region runs from base 100 to 1827 and encodes 575 amino acids. Gene Ontology annotation, biological process: translational initiation. Gene Ontology annotation, cellular component: cytosolic small ribosomal subunit. The transcript has 12 exons.